UAAUCUCACUGAAUUUUAUUUCGAUUUCAUAGUACACUGUGUACAUGCAUUGCUGCGUUGCCCGAGGGCUUUAGAAAGCGAAUUACUUCACACUUUGAUUAUAAAACGGACGAAACUGGUUGCAUGGAAACCUAGCAUUAGCGAAGCCUUUAGAACUCAGUAGACGUAUCCCUGCAGGUUUAUUGUGUGCAAGUGGGGAGAUUAAUCUGUUCUUUUUACGUGUUUCCAUCAUUGUAAGAACAAAAUGGCCGAAGCAGCUGAACCUGGUAGUGGAUUUAACUCGAAAAGCGUUGCGUUGCGAGCGCAGAAGAAAAUCCUGGGCAAAAUGGCCUCGAAAAAUGUGGCGAAAGCUUUCGUGGAUGACACCACAGGCGAACUGCUUGAUCAGCUAUACAAGCUAGCGAAACUGGAGACAGGAAAUAAGAAAGAAGCUGAAAAACUCGUGAAAGACUUAGUCAAAAUUGUCGUCAAGAUCAGCAUACUGUUUCGAAAUGACCAACUGAACCGCGAGGAAAUUCAAAUAGCAGAGAAAUUUAGGAGAAACUUUCGAUCUGCAGCCAUGACUUUUAUUAGUUUCUACGAGGUGGAUUUCUCUUUCGAUAAGAAAUUUUUAACCAAGAACUUGGAGGACUGCCGAAGCCUGAUUCAUCAAAUUAUCGAUCGGCACCUUACAGCGAAAUCGCAUGGAAGGGUUGAUCACGUUUUUAACUACUAUGCAAAUGGUGAAAUGUUAGAGCGUGUGUUUCAAGCAAACCGCGAUGGACCUUACGGCACUAUCCUUAAAAACAUUGUAGACAAUCUUAAUAAGCUUAUGGAAGAGGGCAGUUUAUAGAAUACUGGGCUUUAUUGAGGUUUGCCUUGUAUGUAAUUGUGCAUUUGCUUUGUGACGACCCCUCUUGAUGCAGAAAUAACAAUCUUUCCGUUUGGCUUGAUAUAUCCUUUUCAAAGUAUGCAAGGCGUGUGUUUAACAUACACAGCCUUUAUUGUCAUGAUAUUUAUUUAACCUUUGCUUAUAUUAGGCCUGUAAGCGUUGAAAUUUUUGAGGAAGAGCCCAAAAUAUGAUUUGAAACCUGGAAAAUUUUGUCGCGACCGCAUAUGUUUCUAAUGUUUACUAGCACCAGCUGUCCGACCUUCCUGUUAAAAUUACAUGGAUUUCUACCAUUUUCGUGAAUUCGCAAGGCGGAGGUUGGUCGUCGAUGCAAUCGCUAUUUUUGGACAACUCGCUGAAGCCAAAGUUUCCCUUGCGAACUGUGAAAUGGUUUUAAGGGCUUCUCGGUCUUUUCUGAGUUACUCCUAGCUGAUUUAAUUAUUAAAAUUUUGAGACUUGUUAUAAUUAAAGCAAUCGUAGAUUUUCAGAUGUUCUUAGAGUUUCAUAUCAUCGUAACCAUUUGAAAAAAAUUCGCUCUUUAUGUACGAUUUAAUAUCUUAAACUUUAAUCUUUAUCAGUGGCCAAUCUCAUGAUUCUUUUAAAGGAGAUUAAAGCCGACAUUUCGUGCAAUUUAACUCUGCCAUUAACUCUACUUCCGUUACGAGAACCUUUGAGUUUUGAAUUAUUUCUUUUAUUUGAGAAACUAUUUCUGAGAUGAAAUCUUCAAACUGCAAGUGCUAUAGAAAGAUUUCUCGGAUUAAAAAAUAUCCUAAAGAAUUGUAUAGUAUAGUAGAGAAGUGAUUAAGUGACUAACUGUUUAGAUCGUGAAAAUUUGCUAUAUGUUUUAAGUCGAUUUUAGAUAAUGGUGACAUUCAAAAGAAUUAUUCCGAAAUCCUUUUGUUUUAUUUCCAAUCAAACAUACUGUUGAUUUUCAAAAGAAAGAAAAAAAAUUUUGUUUUUAAUUUUUUUCUCAACAAAUUAAAAUGUAGGUACAGUAUUAGAAACAAAUGACUUUAAAAAGGUUGAUUUUAGAUGUCUGUAAAAGGGUUAGGGAUAAUUUUAAUAUUUAAUGACUUUGGUUGUAAGUAAUGGUUGUUCCUAGAUUUUUAGUUAUGAGUUGAACAUGAUUAAAUUAAUUCUCCAGUGGAUUUUAUUUUGAGCUUAUGGGCUUUUUUGUUCUCUCUUAUCUCUGCUAAAUGUUCCUUGAAAUUAAUUUUAGAAUUCAAUUAGCCACCUUUAAUUCUAAAUGAUCUAAAAUUCUAACAGUUCAUUUUGGAAAAAAGACAUCUUGUCAUUGUAAUGACAAAAUUAGAGACAUUUGCACCAGGCAAUUUUCGGUUUAAUGAGAGGUGACAAGUCAUGGCUAAUUUUUAAACUGGUGCUGAUGUUCAGCUUUGAUUAUUUAUUUUGAUGAGUAUUCUUAACCUGGCACAUAAAACUAUUGUGCAUGUUCAUCUGCACGAGUAAUGGGAUGGGGUAAAACUCUUUCAAAUAAUGUACUGGUCAGUUAAAGUUGUAUAAUGUAACAAGGAGUGUAGAUUCAACAGGACUAUUGUAAUGUGGUUUUAGGUGUGCCUACAGUUAGGAUCAGAUCAGUAAAGAGCAUAAGAUAGAUGUUGCCAAUUCAUAAAUGGCUGUAGAUGCUCUUUUGAUAUCAUCUGAAGAUAGUGUUGAGGCGAUUUUCCACCGUUGUCUUAUAACUAUAUUUGGCAUCAAUUCUACCUGCACUAUGUACAUGAAAUCUUUUAACAGAGAUUGAAGUCCAUUGAGUGUCCAGGGGAAGUUUAUUGAAAUAUGAUCCUGUAAUUCUUUGAUCAAAACAGAGAAUAAGGCUGCACAUAUUUUACAAAAUGAAAAGAGAAUCCUUCUCAGCUGACAAAUAGAGACAGGUGAAAGAUACAGCCUGCAAAAUGAAAAAAGAAGUGCUAUUAGCAGGAUCUCAUUAAGGAAAUGUGUUGAUCUCAUUUGAAUCCCUUCUAAGUAGGUUUAAUCCUUUUAAUCAUAUCAACAUGGACUGCAUGUUGUCUAUAAAAAGUAUCUCAAAUAAUGUAUAAUAACUUUAUCAUACCAUUGACAGUAUAAUUGAGUGUUUUUAACAACUUGUUUCAGGCACAGUCUUUGACAUGACAGCACAUUGGAAUUUAGAGGAGCUUUCUA
This is a messenger RNA of Pocillopora verrucosa, 3025 nucleotides long. Its product is annotated as tumor necrosis factor alpha-induced protein 8. Gene Ontology annotation, biological process: regulation of apoptotic process. Gene Ontology annotation, cellular component: cytoplasm. The record is from RefSeq and is a predicted model, not a curated record. Lineage: Eukaryota; Metazoa; Cnidaria; Anthozoa; Scleractinia; Pocilloporidae.